AUGGUGGACCCCUAUAUCAGAUGGAGAUUCUUCUUUGAUGUGGCUAUCAGCUACAAAGGUUCAGGAAUUGGAGCAGUUUUGAUAUCAGAAAUUCGGCAACACUACCCAAUGGCUGCAAUACUAAAAUUUCACUAUACCAAUAACAUGGAUGAGUACGAGGCUUGCAUCCUAGGCCUCAGGAUGGCGUUGGAUAUAGAUAUCAAUGAAUUACUGUUCAUAGGGAAUUUUAAUCUCCUGAUCCAUCAAAUCCAAGGAGAUCUAAUCAAAGUCCCACCGAGUGAGCUCAAUGCCAUGAGUUCACCCUGGCCCUUCAUUGCUGGGGGUAUAGAUGUCGUUGGACCUAUUGAGCCUGCCGUUUCAAACGAACAUAUAUUCAUUUUGGUUGCCAUUGACUACUUCACCAAAUGUGUGGAAGUAACAUCACACAAAUCAAUGACAAAGAAAGUAAUAGCUGACUUUGUGCGAAACAAUAUCAUAUACUGCAUCGACAUACCCGAGUUCAUCGUAAUGGAUAACGGGGCGAAUCUGAACAGUAACCUGAUGAAGGAUAUCUGCAAGCAAUUCAAGAUUGCCUAUCGAAAUUCAAUAGCCUACCGGCCACAAAUAAACGAAGCUGUAGAAGCAGCUAAUAAGAAUAUCAAGAGGAUAUUGAGGAAGAUGACAUAUAAUUACAAAGUUUGGCACCAGCAACUACCGUAUGCCUUAUUUGGAUACCACACAACAACCCGAACUUCAACAGGGGUAACCCCUUACCUUCUUGUUUAUGGUACAAAAGCAGUCAUACCGGCCGAGGUUGAGAUACCGUCACUAAGAAUUAUUCAAGAGGCGGAACUAGCUAAUGCAGAAUGUGUCCGAGCAACUGGCUUUAAUUGA
This is a messenger RNA of Lycium ferocissimum, 873 nucleotides long. RefSeq lists its product as uncharacterized. Gene Ontology annotation, biological process: DNA integration. Gene Ontology annotation, molecular function: nucleic acid binding. The transcript has 2 exons. The record is from RefSeq and is a predicted model, not a curated record. Lineage: Eukaryota; Viridiplantae; Streptophyta; Magnoliopsida; Solanales; Solanaceae. Bases 1 to 873 code for a protein of 290 amino acids.